Molecule: messenger RNA, 1023 nt
Organism: Contarinia nasturtii (swede midge)
Lineage: Eukaryota; Metazoa; Arthropoda; Insecta; Diptera; Cecidomyiidae
Gene: peo
Product: protein crossbronx homolog
Exons: 4
Coding region: 124-810 (228 amino acids)
Source: RefSeq, a predicted model, not a curated record
CAAAUGCAUCGCUGUUUACAAUCACUUUCCUCACAAAUUACUCACUUUUUUGCUCUAAGUUACUCUAACGUUGUGAUAAAUCAUUUUUUUUAUUGUUUGAAAGAUUGAAAGGCGACCAAAAUAAUGACGAUCGAAAUGGAUUUGCAAGCGACAAUUCAACAGGAAUUUAAAAUGAUUGCUGAAUUAAAAAUGAUUCAAAAAGAAAAUAUCGGCGGAAUUUAUGUGAUUCCAUCGUUUGAAAGUUCGUUUGUUUGGUUCGGUGUGAUCUUUGCUCGGAGUGGGUACUACAAAGAUGGCAUUUUUCGAUUUAAUAUUUCACUGCCCAAAGAUUUUCCAAACACAACCGAUGCUCCGACGGUCAUAUUUCAAAGUGAAUUGAUACAUCCAUUGAUCUGUCCAUACACCGGAAUUUUGGGUAUAUCAGAUGCAUUUCCAACAUGGAAUCCAACGGAGCAUCAUCUUUGGCAAUUGCUAAAAUACAUUCAAUUCAUAUUUACGCAUCCGGUGGCCUGUUUGAAUAGUAAUACUGUAAAAAUAUCAAAUCAAGACGCUGCCGAACUGAUUCGAAGCCAAAAUCUCACCGAAUUCGAAGAAAAGGUGAAAGAAUGUGUACGCAUAAGCAAAGAUAAAAUCUAUGACAAUCCACCAACCGAAGAUAAACACUAUAUAACAUUUAGCAUGUUUGACGACGAAAUUCAUCGAAUUGUUUUAGAUAAAAUAAAAAAUAAAUGUGACACCACAUCAGCAUCGCCGCCGCCAUCUGGACUAUCAUGGGUGAAUGAAGGUGAAUUCAAAGCGCUUCGAAAAUAAAUGACACUACAUGUUUAUAUAGUUUUCUACACAAAUUUAAUCGAGAUUCUUUUUUUUAGUAUUCUAACAUUUGAUAUAAGCGACAAUUUUAUGAUAACAUUUGGUUAUCACACUCAAACAUUUACUGUUAACAAUGAACUUUUUUUUAUUUUGUGUGUAUAUUUUUCAUGGAACAUUUCAUUUUGAUUGGAAUAAAACGGAAAUUUUAAAGGA